Passer montanus (Eurasian tree sparrow) is the source of this 2052-nucleotide messenger RNA. RefSeq names its product deleted in azoospermia like (gene DAZL). The record is from RefSeq and is a predicted model, not a curated record. Bases 275 to 1156 code for a protein of 293 amino acids. Gene Ontology annotation, molecular function: mRNA 3'-UTR binding; protein binding. Lineage: Eukaryota; Metazoa; Chordata; Aves; Passeriformes; Passeridae. The transcript has 13 exons.
UCGACGUCGAGAAUUCAGCUUCGCCGUCGAGGAAAAGCGGUCGUCUGCGCUUGGUCUUCUUAAAAAAGUUCGCACGGGUUUAGCUUGAAAAUCCUUAUACUUUAAGUGUGUGAGCGCAGCCUCGGCUCCAGGGAGUGAUGGGCUGCCAGAGAACUUGCACAGCAAAGUGAGCACCACUUCUAGCUUGGUUCACUGACACAUCCAGAAAGAAAGAAAGAAGUAGAAGCAACAGUUAGGUCAGCUUGAGGAGUUGCCAUCUCAGAUUUCAGUUCAAAUGCCCUUUAGCUGGGUAUGCAGCCAAACAAAAGCAGAAUACCAGGCAGCACAUGUGGAGACCCAGUGUUCAAGCACUACAGAGAGCAGUGCCUAUCCAGCAACAGUCAGUCAGGGCUAUGUUUUACCAGAAGGAAAAAUCAUGCCCAACACAGUCUUUGUGGGUGGAAUUGACUUAAGGAUGAACGAAGCAGAAAUUCGGAGUGUCUUUGAACAAUAUGGUACUGUGAAGGAGGUGAAGGUCAUCACUGACAGAAGUGGUGUUUCGAAGGGGUAUGGAUUUGUGUCUUUCGUGGACAAUGUGGAUGUUCAAAAGAUAGUUGAGUCACAAAUCAACUUCCAUGGUAAAAAGCUGAAACUGGGGCCAGCAAUCAGAAAACAACAAAACUCAAAAGAUUCCUGCGUGCAUCCCAGGCAAAUAGUUCUUGGUCCUCCUCCAACACAGUUCCAGAGUGUAUGGGGUAAUCAGAAUAUGGAGACAUAUGUGCAGCCUCCACCUGUCAUGAACCCAGUAACACCAUAUGUUCAGCCCUAUCCAUACAGUUCCUCACCAGCUGUAGUGCUAAAGCAGCAAGUUCCCAUAGGAUAUCAACCGGCUUACAACUAUCAGACUCAACCACAGUGGCUUGCUGGGGAGCCAAGAAAUUAUGUAAUACCUCAAACUCCGGUGUAUCCUUCAGUGAACUAUCAUGGCUCUGAGGAUCCAGUAUUUAUACAGAUGGAAUGUGCUGUUCCAGAGCUCAUGCAGUUGCCUAGUAGCCCACAAAAGAAGUUCGUGGAGAGGGGCAUGCAAACAGUACUAUCCUGUCUGUCUAAUCCUGAAAACCAGCUGACAAAUGAGUUUGUAUCACAAGACAGCAGUGUAAAGAUUUGCAAUCUCUGAUUACAUUCCAAGUCGUGUAAUUUCAGGAGGGUAAGACAUACCACUUCAGAAAAGGAAAGACAGUACACAAAGCCAUUUGAUCACCAAAGACUUCAGAGUAUCUAAAUUAAUGAACUAGAUGGUACUACAGUUCAAUUUAGCUAUACAGAAUGUAACAAAGUUACAUUCUCAAAGUUACUUCGAGUUAUGUUUGUGCUCAUGUUCUACCUGUUCUGAUACUGUUGUUGCUUGAGUAUUUUGAAGUUCAAAGUUGUAAGAGUUGAUAAACUUCAGUGUUACUGUUUGUGUGUUUCCCAUGAUAGCUGACUGGAAUGUUAGAGAGUUUGUUUCCUUUAUGUGGAUUUUUCUCUGAGCUUUAAGGUACAGUUUGCAUAUUACACAGUUUGCAUAUUGUUUUCCGUUAACACACGGUUUUUCGUUAACUACAAUUUGACUCAUAUUGACCAGUUAACUCCUGCAGUUCAAAAAUGGAAGUAGUUAUUUGCCCAAGAGAAUGUGUUUUAAGACUGAGCUUUUAAAUCAGUGCAAAAGAAGAUGAGCAGUUGUAACUGAACUGAACCCUUGUAAGUCCUGCUUGCCUUUAGAUGACAUAAUCAAUGUGAUUAUGUUCAUUGAUGACAGUCUAUGUACCUGCAGUCUUGAGCAUCACUUAUUUUUGGGUAAGUAAUGAAGAGAAUCCUAAAAUUCCUGUAUGUAACUUAAAAUGGAAGAAUGUUAUCUGUAUUGGAUACUCAGUCAGCCAAUACAAGAUUUUUUACUUGAAAAAUCUUAGCAAUACCUGUAUUUUAAACUUCUGAGAAAAUACUGCACUUAUAUAAGCCUUUGUUAUGUGAUGCAAACUGUUAAUCAAAGAAUGUGUAUGACUGUUUUAAUAAUCAUGUAGAUUUUAGAUGUGU